Molecule: messenger RNA, 1824 nt
Organism: Pseudomyrmex gracilis
Lineage: Eukaryota; Metazoa; Arthropoda; Insecta; Hymenoptera; Formicidae
Product: transmembrane protein 192
Exons: 3
Coding region: 487-1239 (250 amino acids)
Cellular component (GO): late endosome; lysosomal membrane
Source: RefSeq, a predicted model, not a curated record
GCUGUGAAUAUUUUUGGACAAUUGUCGGUGUUUUACACCAGUUUCUUUAUUAUCUUUAAUUUAAACAAAUAUACAACUUCGUGGCUUGGCGUCAGAAACCCAAUUCACGGUUUUAAACCUGUUAUCAAAAAGACAGAAUGGCGUAUGGACUAGCUUUAUAGGUCCACUGAGCCAAAAGAGCACCAAACCAAACCAUAUAUAAAUAUUUUCUACUUAGCCAUAAGGGCACCAAACCAUAUAUAAAUAUUUCACUCUGAUUUUCCUUCAACACAUGAAAAUAUAAAUUUCAAGUUUUCAUAGACACGUUUGUUUACUCAAAUUCCAAUUUACUAAACAAUGUCUUGUAAUAUGUCAUCAAUUAUCAAGCAUAAGUUUUGUUUUGUUUUGGUAUUUUUGAAGUUUAGAAGUGUACUACACUGACGUUAUUGUUUGAAUCCUUUAGAAUACACAAUAUUUCCAUGAAUAUUUUUUGUAUAAUCUCUUGAAAUGGAAGAAGAGCACUUUUUUCAGGCAUUUCUCAGUUCCCAAGAAGAGAUUAAUUUUCAAGUGCUAAGUACUGUACCAAUUGUCUCAAUUUCUCUUUUAUUUGGAGUGCUUUUGGAAAUUACUGGAAUAAUUUUUAUAUCUGUCUGGCCAGAAGAACAGAAUAAAUGCAACACAUAUUUCAUAUACUUGUAUCUCCACUGUGCUUAUUGGCUGGUGGUCAUGGUGGCAGACCACUUGGUCAAGACAAAGCAUCACAAGUUGCGUAUUAAUGGAUAUUUAGAUUUUUAUCAGACAACAUACCGGCUUAUAAGAAUACCCUUCUUCAUCACGUCGCUAUGGAACACAUGCUACCUAUUCUUAACUGUGAUUCUACAUCACACACAUAAAGUCGAUUAUGAGAAAUACUGCAGAAUGUCAGAAUGGUUUACACCCCUUAAUUACAUCUUUCUACUAACUAGCAUAGAACUUGUAAUUAUUUUGCCAGCUUAUGUUAACUACAUCAAGAGUGUUAUGCAAUUCAAUCGAUUGCGUCUACCGCCUGACGUCACUCGCGACGAAUGGAUGUCACCGAUUACGCAAAAUUCUUAUGCUGGAAUGGGUGAGGUCGGUUAUCAUCAAAGAGGAAUAGACUUAGAAGAGCUUCUGGAGAAGCAGGCAGACUUAAUUAGAUACCUAAAAGAUCAUAAUGUUAAACUAAGUCAUAGAAUAAUGUUGUUAGUGUCUCAGCAAAGAGAAGCGCAAAGUGAAGCUUGAAAUCAUGAUCGUAUACUAUAAAUAUAAUUCGACUUCAAAACAAGUAGUUUUUUUACUGACACUUUUUUAUUUUGAAUAUUUGUGUUCAAUGUUUAUCAUUAGAUCAAGUGUAUUUGCAUAUAUGUACAAAUUUUUAAACAGCAGCAUGUUUUCAUGAAUGUUAUCUCAAAUGACAGAUUUGAGACACUAACAGACGUUGCGUAAUGAUAAAAAACAUUUUUAGACACUUAUUUUUGUGAACAUCCCUGAUAGUUAUCUGUCUGUGUUUUUGCUGUCAUGUUGACGAAAUCAAAGCGUUUGAGUUUUCAGCAAACUUUGAACAAAAUGAGUCAGGCAUUUGUCUUUGGUUUGACAUCAGACGUAGUCAACAUGUGUUGCCGACACCUUGCCGUGUAUUUGCUGUCAACGGUUUAUCACUAACCUAACAUAAAGAGCAACAUAACAAGUUGUCAACAACACGUGCCGAGUCAUAAAUUUUAGCAAAAAUGCAAUAUGUCUGUAAACCGGAUGAAUAUAUACAGGGUGUCCCAGAAUUAGUGUAACAUCUCUUGUAGGCAAGUAAAAGGAAUAAAACUGAGUCAAAAA